Molecule: messenger RNA, 1257 nt
Organism: Capronia coronata CBS 617.96
Lineage: Eukaryota; Fungi; Ascomycota; Eurotiomycetes; Chaetothyriales; Herpotrichiellaceae
Exons: 1
Coding region: 1-1257 (418 amino acids)
Biological process (GO): activation of GTPase activity; nucleocytoplasmic transport
Cellular component (GO): cytosol; nucleus; perinuclear region of cytoplasm
Molecular function (GO): small GTPase binding; GTPase activator activity
Source: RefSeq, a predicted model, not a curated record
AUGGCCGGGGAAACGUUCUCACUUGCGGGUAGAGGCUUAAAACUCGACACUAAAGAAGACCUCGAAAAGUAUAUCGAACCUCUUGUACAGUCUUCUAAUGUCACCCACAUCGAUCUUUCGGGAAACACGCUUGGUGUCGCCGCAUGCGCCGCCCUCGCUCCCAUUUUGGCAUCGAAGUCGACUCUGCAGAGUGCCGAUCUACACGAUAUCUUCACAUCCAGAUUACUCGAGGAAAUCCCUCCGGCUCUAUCUUCCCUCUUGAACGCCUUGUUAGAAUGCCCCAACCUCCACACGAUCGAUCUUAGCGACAAUGCGUUCGGCCUCAAUACCAAAGAACCUCUGGUCGACUUCCUGUCCAAACAUGUCCCUCUGAAGCAUCUCAUCUUGAACAAUAACGGCAUGGGUCCCAUCGCCGGAACCUCAAUCGCGGAGGCACUGGUAACCCUCGCCGAGCGGAAAGAGGCCGCCAGAAAAGAAGGCCAGGAUGUACCAUACCUUGAGAGCAUAGUCUGUGGGAGGAACCGUCUGGAAAACGGGAGCAUGGCAGCUUGGGCAAAGGCAUAUGAGGCACACAAGGCCGGCCUUAAGAGCGUGAAGAUGACACAAAACGGCAUUCGGCCGGAAGGAAUAUCUCAUUUGAUUUCGUCCGGGCUAUCCAUCUGCAGCAAUCUAGAGGUCCUUGACAUGCAAGACAACACCUUUACGCUCAAGGGGGCCCAGGCUCUUGCCAGAGCGAUCACGGGCUGGUCCGGACUCAAGGAGCUGGGAGUUGGAGAUGAUUUAUUGGGUGGUAGAGGGGCAAUCAGAGUUUUCGAGGCUCUUACUUCGGGAAAGAACAAAGACAUUGAGAUCCUGAGACUGCAGUUCAAUGAUAUCCAUCCCGCUGGCCUCAAAGCUCUCCUACAAGCUGCCCAGGACAGCCUUCCCAAGUUGCGGCGGGUGGAACUGAAUGGCAAUAGAUUCGAGGAGGACGACCCAUCAGUGGAGGCUCUAGCUGAAAUUCUGAGCAACCGAAAGGACGAGGAUGGCAAGCAUGAUGACCCCGUGGAUCACUGGGGGCUAGAUGAUCUGGACGAGCUGGAGGGAGAGGACAGUGAGGUAGAAGAGGAAGGGGAAGAGGCUGAGGAGGAGGAAGAGGAAGAAGAAGCGCGGGAGAAGCUCCUGAAGCAAGACGAUGAAGCUGAAGAAAUCAACGUUCCCCUGAAGUCUGAUGCUGAAGUGGACGAGUUGGCAGAGACACUCGACAAGAGUCUUUGA